UUCUUCGUAAUGUUUCUAACAACAUUUAACACGAGAAAAUUUUAUGAAACUCGCAAUGCUUGGCAUUCUGGAUGGUGGGGACUGAAAUUCCUUAUACUGAUGAUAUCAUUGGCGAUUCCAUUCUUCAUUCCCUCAUAUUACAUUCAAAUAUACGGUGAACUUGCUCGUGUUGGUGCAGGGGUUUUUCUGAUUCUGCAGCUCAUAAGUGUCAUUGAGUUUAUCACCUGGUGGAAUAACUAUUGGAUGCCUGAUGACAGAAAUAAAUCUAGCUGUUCCCUCGGAUUAUUCAUGUCAACACUAUUUUAUAUAGUCUCUGUAUGUGGCCUGGUGGUGAUGUACAUGCUUUAUGCCUCAAAACCAUCGUGCGCUCUUAACAUAUUCUUCAUCACGUGGACUGUGAUUUUGCUAGUCGUGAUGAUGGUUAUAUCCUUGCAUUCCAAGGUGAAUAGAGGCCUUCUCUCUUCAGGGAUCAUGGCAUCUUAUAUUGUAUUCCUUUGUUGGACUGCUAUCAGAAGGUAACAAUGGUAUUCUCUAUUGGUAAAAAAAUACCCCUUUUGAUAUCUCCCCAUGCCGAGUCUUCUUUAAAGGGAUCCUUUAAUCUUGACACUCGUCCAACCUAUACACGUGGUAGGGGUCAUUGGAUUGCACUACUAUUAUGAUAUCCAAUACUGUUUACCAAACAUGCACUAAAAACGAUCACGUGAGAACUAGUUGAAAUUGUCAGAGGCCGUUUAACAUAUACAUUUCACCAGGAAACUCAUACAUUGGUUUGAUAUGCACAAAUUGGUUUUCUAAGAUUUUGUUUUAUCCUUAGAUUUUUCCGUCUAUUCGCUUUCCAUCCCACGCCACUAGUUGUUACUAGCU
Molecule: messenger RNA, 864 nt
Organism: Olea europaea var. sylvestris
Lineage: Eukaryota; Viridiplantae; Streptophyta; Magnoliopsida; Lamiales; Oleaceae
Product: probable serine incorporator
Exons: 5
Coding region: 10-519 (169 amino acids)
Cellular component (GO): membrane
Source: RefSeq, a predicted model, not a curated record